AUGAUUAUUCGUGUAUGUCUCAUUUAUCAAGACCUCUUUGGUGAUCACUAUCCAGCUGUUCAAGAGGCAAGUGAAGGUAUUAGAGGAGGAGAUGGAGAAGGAGAGCCACUAACAAAACAACUACAUUAUGUGCAGGAGGGACCCCACGUCGAGAUAUCGAAUGGUAUCUUUAUUGAUUACUUUGAUAGGUUGGUCGCUGAGGACCAAGAGGAAGAAUUGGUUAUGGGAGAUUUGGAUUCUCAAGAUAGGAAUUGGCAGAAUGGUUUAAUAAUGGAUCUAUUAUUACCACCAGAUCAAGCAAGUGGUGAUUGUCAAUGGAAUCAUUUACAAGUAGAUUGGAUAGAGAAUCAACAAGUUAGAGAUUGGUGUGUAAAUGGAGUUACACUAAAUAUAAUCAACAAUAAUAAUAAUAGUAAUAUUAAAGUGAUACCAGAGAAAUCAAAUUCACCAGCUACUUUUAAACAUAAAAAUUUUAUGUCGUCGUUAAUCAGUAAAUUGGUGGAUUCAAAAGUAAUCAGUAUAGUUAAUAGAUGUCCGUUAGCAGUGGAACCUUUGCACAUGAAUGGUGUUACACUAAGCAUGAUCAAUAGUAGUGGUAGUAAAGUUAUACAAAAGAAAUCGUUUAAAUGUAGCUGCAUAUCAACAGUAUCUAGUUUACAAUUAAUCAUGUCAGAGGAAGUAGCAAAAUCAUUUGUGUUUAAAGAAUCUAGAGACGAUCAACUAUACUCUGCAUUGAUAGAAAUAAUCUACAAAUCUUGCAUUAUACAUAUGUUAUUUACAGAAUUAGCCUUGGUAAUAAAGACAUAUAUAGUAAUAAUGUUAGAUAAUGUUAUAAUAAUUAGUGAUAUAAAUAAAGUCAACGUGAUAUCACUUUUAGUUUCAUCCACAUCAAGCAUCGUUUAUCUAUCUUAA
This is a messenger RNA of Heterostelium album PN500, 912 nucleotides long. RefSeq lists its product as uncharacterized. The coding region runs from base 1 to 912 and encodes 303 amino acids. Lineage: Eukaryota; Evosea; Eumycetozoa; Acytosteliales; Acytosteliaceae. The record is from RefSeq and is a predicted model, not a curated record. The transcript is spliced from 4 exons.